AGCGAGCUUUGUCCUCCAAGCAUUGGCUUCUCUUGUCAUGCACUAUCAGAGAUUGAGCGCCUGGACCGCCAAAGCAUACAGCGACUCUGCUUUCAUGGAGCAGACUAUAUUUUAGUUUCAGCCAUGGCAAAGGGCAUCAGUGACGGACCCAUUGCCUCGUUUGAUAAUGUUUAAUAACAGGUCCUUUCAUGUUCAUUUCUGUCAGCAGAGCAAGAAGGGUUCAUCUGUAACAAUAGAAGUGUUUAAUACACCAGGGCUCACCGGGAUUUACAGUAGAAGCAGAAGAAAUCUACAAGCAGAUAUGUUACAGACCAGACUUAACGCAGUGGUAGAUUCACUCUAGGCUGAUUGCAAAUAUGUAAGCCAAGAUUAGUUGAAUGGUCUGUUGCAAGUAUUGCAAUAUAUUGUAUUCCUUGUGUGUAAGCUGGUUGAUGCAGGAUAAUACAAGUCAAGUGGGAUCUAAUUUGGUUUCUCUGAAUCAUCACUUUCACUGGUGGUGAAGAAGGUUCUUCGUGAAUGCAGGCAGGUUGUACUUGAGGUUUAUGGCUGUGAGCCACCAUUUUCUACCUUAUUUUCGAACUUAAAAUAUCAAAAGUGUAAAACGGAUGCAUUCUGCAGAUUUACCGGAGCAAAGCAUUUUGCUUUGGGGGAAAAAAAAAUUGCUUUCAAAAAAAAAAAAAAAAAAAAAAAACAGGAACACUGCCUCCAGCUCUCUAAGGCUGGCCCACCCCUUUAUGCAAAUGAGAUUAUUUUUGGUUGGCUGGUGCUGAAUAGAGGUUGCCUCUGAUUGGGAGAGGGGGGUGGGGGUGGCUGAGAUUAUGACAAGCAGGAGGCAGUCUGACAGUAACGAAGUCAAGAGGAGAACAGAGGAAGACGGGCAGGCAGGAGCAGUAUGCAAGGCAUUCGCCCCCCCAUUCUGAACGGGCCGCUGCACCCGCGCCCCCUGGUGGCGCUGCUGGAUGGGCGCGACUGCACCGUGGAGAUGCCCGUCCUCAAGGACGUGGCGACCGUGGCGUUCUGCGACGCCCAGUCCACCCAGGAAAUACACGAGAAGGUGCUGAACGAGGCGGUGGGGGCGCUCAUGUACCACACCAUCACGCUCUCGCGGGACGACCUGGACAAGUUCAAGGGGCUGCGCAUCAUCGUGCGAAUCGGCAGCGGGUACGACAACGUGGACAUCAAGGCCGCAGCUGAACUAGGCAUCGCGGUGUGCAACGUCCCGGCGUCCUCUGUGGAGGAGACGGCGGACACGGCGCUCUGCCUCAUCCUGAACCUGUACCGCCGGGUCACCUGGAUGCACCAGGCGCUGCGCGAGGGCACGCGCGCCUCCAGCGUGGAGCAGAUCCGCGAGGUCGCCGGGGGCGCCGCCCGGAUCCGCGGGGAGACGCUCGGCAUCAUCGGCCUGGGCCGGACGGGCCAGGCGGUGGCGCUGCGGGCCAAGGUGUUCGGCUUCAGCGUGAUCUUCUACGACCCGUACCUGCCGGACGGCGUGGAGCGGUCCCUGGGGCUGCAGCGCAUGCCCACCCUGCAGGACCUGCUCAUGCACUCGGACUGCGUCUCCCUCCACUGCAGCCUGAACGAGCACAACCACCACCUCAUCAACGACUUCACCAUCAAACAGAUGCGUCAGGGGGCGUUCCUGGUGAACACGGCUCGGGGGGGGCUGGUGGAUGAGAAGGCCCUGGCACAGGCCCUGAAGGAGGGCCGGAUACGGGGGGCCGCCCUGGACGUCCACGAGGCGGAGCCCUUCAGCUUCUCCCAGGGUGUGCUGAAGGACGCUCCUAACCUCAUCUGCACGCCGCACUCAGCCUGGUACAGCGAGCAGGCGUCUGUGGAGGCCCGAGAGGAGGCGGCCAGGGAGGUCCGCCGAGCCAUUACAGGACGCAUCCCUGACAGCCUGAAGAACUGCGUCAACAAGGAGUACCUGCUGGCCACGCCUCAGUGGCCGGGCAUGGACCCGUCCUCCGUCCACAGCGAGCUGAACGGAGCUACCGCUUACAGGUUCUCUGCAGGUCUUGUUGGCGUCACAGCGGGUGGGCUGUCUGGAGCUGGGGCAGCAGUGGAAGGGAUCGUUUCGGGGUCCCUGCCGAUGGCUCACGGCAUCGCCCCGGUGUCCCGCCCCCCUCACACCCCAUCGCCGGGCCAACCCUCGAAGGCGGAGACAGACCGGGACAUCCCAGCUGACCAAUAACACCCCCCCUUCCCCACUUAAAAAAAAAAAAACAAACAUCCAAUAGCACCUCCACAUUCCGUCACCCGCGGAAACACCCUCCAACUUUUUCACGAGCAGAUUGACUCUGGCGUCCUGGUCCGAUCUCGUCCAAUUCUGUUCCAGUCCCACAGAACCAAACAGGACACAUCUCAGGAGGGACCAGUCAGAUGUCUCUCCUUCCAUCGUUCCUCUCUUUCACUCUCUGUCUCUCUCUCUCUCUGUCACACUCCCUUUUUCAUUCCCUUUUCUUUUUCUCUCCGUGUCGUAAGCAAUAACCGUCCUCUCAAGGAUCCGGCUGUUUCCAGUUUCGCCUUCGUCUUUCUAUCUGUCUCAAGGCGUUCCUUUCUGUCUACCUGAUGUGAGACUCGUCUCUUUAUGAACUCAGUGUAGUUUUCUCAGCAGUGCAUUUGGAACUACUGAUAGGACUGGGCAAGAUUAGGCACAUGGCAGAAUAUCCCCCCCCCCCCCCCCAUUCAAAACCCGAUGCAGAAAAAGACAAAAAUAAAAUGAUAAUCCGAUUGGAUGCGUGGCACUACAUAAGUUUAGAGCUUUUGUAAUUUCUUGCCAGGGAGUUGGAAUUAAAGAUCAUUUCUAACGAUGUGUAAGAAUGGUGAGGUGAACCUGUGCACCACCACCUGUUAGCUUCCUGCAGCUGUGUACACUUCUACCCCUCUCAUUUCUCUCUCUCUCUGUCUGACUGAGUGGACGCCCCGCCCACUCGAUUUGUUUCCUCGCGGAGCACCACAGGCCAAACGGGGACUGUUCUACACGGUCCCGUCUUCUGACACCCCCACUCCGGCUCAGUCAGGCACCGUCCCAGGUCUGUUCCUCCACCGCGUUUCGCUGCACUGGCAGCUAACUGACAUGUGCUGGAGAAGAGUGGCUUCACCAGGGAUGGGAUGGGAUGUGUGGUUGAGGCCAGCAGGUGGCGCCCCUCAUUUAUUUUCAGCCUGCGAAUGGCAGCACAGCUCUGACAGGUAGAGCAAGGCAGGUCUCUAUGGUGCCUGCUCACACAGCAGCCUCUGAGGCUACAGCAGGGACACGCGGCACCGUCCGUCAACAUAGCCACCUUCCAAAGAUUAGGGUUUACUUCUCUUCAGAUACACACUCGCUCUCUCCCUCUCUUUCCAUCUUCUCUUUCUCUUUCCCUCGCCACCUCCCCCCUCCCCCCCCCCCCCCCCACAUGUCCUUAAAGCCACGUCCGACCUUGUGACCCGGCGGAACUCUGCGACGUCGCCCUGGCAACGCACGCGAGUUCUGGAGCUAGCGAGCGCUUCGGGCAGCCAGUUGCACAGGUGACGCCGGUUAAGCCGUCUGAGCAGCACGUGGUCCAAUCCUGGGAACCCCCCUCCCCCCACCCCCCCGACUUGAAGUGCACCAUCAUCUUCUUUUUAUUUUUUGUUUUUCCAUUUUUACCAAAGGGGAACAGAUUCUGGGAACUCUCUACGACUCUACUGUGAAUGCUGUCCUGCAACAAAGGAAUUCCUUUCUAGUACCUCAUUAACAGAUAUUGAAUGUACGCGGAACUUUUUUCCUCUAUGUACAGUUUUUUAGAUACUUCAGAGUUCUUUACAAGGAAAGAUGAUGAUCAAACUGGUGACAAUAGUGCUGGUAACCAUCCCUGUUUAAGAAAAAAAAAAAAGACUACAGCUUACUCUUUUUAAAUACAACAUCCUUGGGUGAUUUCACCGGUGAUCGAGACUCAGGCUUUAAACUAAUGAUUUUUUUUUUUCCCUUUCCCCACCUCUCUAUUUUUGUCAUUUGAUCUUUUUGUCAUUAAAAUUUCACCUGAUUUAAAACAAAAGCAAAAAAAGACAAAAAAAAUGUUCUCCCCUGUUUCUCUGUGGUAGUGUCCUGAUUGUGGUCUCUUUUGUAUCAACAGGGUGGUCCCAUUGCUUGUUUUUGUGGGCAGGUGGCAUUUUGCAUGUUAGAGGAUAGAGGACAGUGCCACCUACCGGUGGGAGGGAGGGAGUGAGUGGGGGAGGAAAGCACCUCGUUCCCUAACUUUUUUUCUGUAGCAUUAAUUUUCCCACCUCAGUCUCCGGUUUCUUUUUUUACUUGAGGGCACCGUGUCUGAUUCUGGUAAAAUAAAUCGGCAAGUGAAACUUCAAUCAGCUUUUAUAAAGUGGACACUAAAGAUGCGUUCUUUUUUCUGCCAAGGUGGCGGCGUUGAAGGAGGUCGUGUCCUAUUAGCACACAUUUAAAUAAACGAUGAGAAAAAACGUGUCUGGGUCAGCUAGGUGCAAUGAGAUCAAAGUACUUUUUGAUCUUGUUUUAUCUAUUUUUAUGCGUGUGAUAUAAGGUUGUACCAAUUAAGGCUUUUGUAUGUAAUUGAAUAUGGAAAUGCUUUAGAAACAUCGGGAGUGUUGACAGAACGGUGGACCACCCAUCUUCCCCACGUUUGAUUUUUGUCUCCUCGUUUGCCACCUCCUGUUCAGUCUACUUGUAGUCAAUGUGUGGGGUUUCACAAAAUUCUGUGUAGUUGUGUCCUUUACUGUACGUGUGCAUUUUUUUGUUUCUGGACUGUUUUUCCUGUUGAGCUGUCCGUGUCACAUUUUGCCUCGUUUCUGAAACCCCCCCCCCCCCCCCCCCAAUUUCAGACACCAGUAUAUCGGUGUAUUACUGGUCUUUUGUAAUAUUGCAUUAUGAUGAAAUUGGUGCGGUGUCUUGUGAAUAGUUAUGUGUAUGAAUAUAUAGGUCUUAUUUCUUUCUUUUUUGCUUUUUUUUUGGUGUUUAACAUGUAACAAGACAUUUCAGCCCCUCAUGUUUGUAACUUGUUUUUUAUUCUUUGUAUCAUUUCACUGUCUUUCGGUAGCAUCUGUGUUUGCAUUGAUUUUUAUUUAGGACUUUGAACCUUAUGAAACGGAACAUGUAAAUACAAACUGACCGAGGGGGGAACAGGAAACGGCAACUCGCCACAACUCGCGAGUGCUGCCUGGUGAUGGAAUAUUGCGUCUCGGGCCAUGCGCGUCAUCGCCCUGUGUUUCAGCAGCGUAGCGGGCGACUCGCGCGUGUCCGUGCCUGACAGCAGCGGUGCAGAAACCGCGCGCGGAUCGGUCUGCGUUUAAUACCGACUCCGACGCUGUCUGCGCAUGUUCCGCUGCACUUAGCAAAAGAGAACGGGUGAACCUGCGCGUGCUUUUUCUGGUUCCCUAAAUUCCCAGUCCGGCCAAUUAAAAAAAAUAUCCCGACGGUUAGUUUAUGGGCUAUGCAAUCCCUUCAAUCUCCUACUCACAUUUCCCCCGGUCCUCUCUGUAAAGAAAUGAGUUCUUAGUAGACCUUCCUCUUUGUAAAUGAAGGUGAAAGUGACGUUUUUUUUUUUUUUUUUAAAUGUCCAGACUUUUUAAAAGACCAUUGUGUUGACUGUCCAGCAGAUUGUUUGAAUCCCCUCUAGGUGGGUAUUGGUAGAUUAGUAUCUUCUCUCCACUGUAGUCUCUUGUGUGUGCAUACUAGGGUUUCUCAUUUUUUCCUUGUUUAAUAAUAUAUGUGGCACUGACAUCUUAACAGUAGUGGGACUGAUGAACCAGGUAGUAUUGAUUCAGAUUUAUGGCUUGAUUUAUGUGAAGUUGGAAAUCCGGAAAUGUAUUUUUUCAACAUUUAAAUGUGGCGUGAUUUUCCCCUCUACACCCCAUCCCCCCCCCCCCUUUUUAAUUUUCAUUUUUAACACCACACUGCAAACAUUUGGAGAAGAAAACCUGUUUCCCGUGUAAUUAGGCGCUUUAAAGGUUUGUUUUUUUUUUCUUUUGUUCUGUUUUAUUGUUUUUGUCGUUUACUUUUUUUUUAUUAGAAUCAAUCUUGUUUGUGAUGGUAUCUUCCGCUAUAAAGUAUUUUAAUAAAAUCUUAUGAGGAAA
Anguilla anguilla (European eel) is the source of this 6063-nucleotide messenger RNA. Its product is annotated as C-terminal-binding protein 1-like. Gene Ontology annotation, molecular function: oxidoreductase activity, acting on the CH-OH group of donors, NAD or NADP as acceptor; NAD binding; transcription corepressor activity. The transcript has 9 exons. Lineage: Eukaryota; Metazoa; Chordata; Actinopteri; Anguilliformes; Anguillidae. The record is from RefSeq and is a predicted model, not a curated record. The coding region runs from base 893 to 2191 and encodes 432 amino acids.